AGCGCAGAGGGGUGGAGCCCUGGCGCCUCUAAAGCCCACCUUCUCAAAUAAAUACAGGUCGUAACAGCCCACUCAGCAGGCGGAACUAAAUUUAUGGUGAUUCAAAGUGUCGCGGGAACCUCGAAAGUGGAACCCUACGUUAGGAGAAGAUGACCCGAAGGUGUUCUGCAGUGGGCUGCAGCACCAGUGACACCGUGCUGAGCCGCAAGCGCGGCCUCUCCUUCCACCAGUGCGUGUGAGAGCUGCCUUGGAGCCACAGACUCCUCGGAGGGCCUCGCGGCUGCGGGUCAACCUGGAAUGGGCGGGGUGUCGGGCAGUCCAUGUGACCUGCGUAAUGGGGAGCGGAAAUGGGGGCCUUGAAGUUAGGGUACUUCCGGCGCGUUUUGCUGAGCGGCGACGUAAAGAUUGUUGUCUCUCAUGUCUGCACGUCGUGCGGCUUUGAGGUUACUUUAGCGAGGUCCUCGUUUUCUGAGGUAGUCCUGGGGUCUAAAGUGAAGUGCCCAGAAGACUACGCGAUGGGCAAGAGUGUACGCGUGCGCUUCCAUGGCUGAGCUAGAUUUCUUAGCAAACGGGAGGAUGGAUGUUUUCGUCUCUGCUGCCUAACAUGCAGUUGCCAAGGCCGAUUUGAUUGUGGCUAGAUUAGAUCUUGGCAACCAUUUGUCUCAAGAGCGGGUAGAACAACGCCUGGCAGUGCACAUUUGUAAUCCCAGCAUUCUGGAGGCUGAGGCAGGAGAAUCUUCAAGUUUGAGGCCAACCUGACGUACACAGCAAGCCUAUGAAUAAAAAAAAAAAGUUAGAAUGGGGUAAUAUUUGAGAAUGGUCAAAUCUGAAGUCGUGGUACCUGUUGGAGAUUUCCAACUGACACUAUUCAGCGCUCAAAAUGGAUCAGGGCUGUGAACCGUGUGGACCCCAGAAGCAAAAAGAUUUGGAUUCCAGGACCAAGUGCUAUACUGUGUUCCAGGCAUUUUCAAGAAAGUGACUUUGAGUCAUACGGCGUAAGAAGAAAGCUGAAAAAAGGAGCUGUGCCUUCACUUUCCCUAUGCAAGGUUCCUCAAACUGUAUCUCUUACUGUUAAAGCAAGUCACAAGAUCCGGAAACAGCCAUUUCCAGAUGAUUCUGAAGAGGUUGCUUCUGAAGACCAUAACUAUAGUUUAAGAAAUCCCUGGACAGCAGGUUCAGAGAAAUUGGCAGAGGUGCAACAGAUGUUACAAAUGUGCCCCCCAAAAAUGGUCUCUGUAAAAAACUACAGGAUGAUCAAGAGGAGGAAGGGCUUGCAGUUAAUUGAUGCACUAGUAGAAGAAAAACUACUUUCUGAAGAAACAGAGUGUCUGCUACGAGCACAAUUUUCAGACUUUAAGUGGGACUUGUAUAAUUGGAGAGAAACAGCUAAGUACUCCACAGAAAUGAAACAGUUUGCAUGUACACUCUACUUGUGCAGCAGCAAAGUCUAUGACUACGUAAGAAAGAUUCUUAAGCUGCCUCAUUCUUCCAUCCUCAGAACUUGGCUGUCCAAAUGCAAACCCAGUCCUGGCUUCAACAGCAACAUUUUUUCUUUGCUCCAAGAAAGAGUAGAGAGUGGAGACCAGCGUUAUCAGUAUUGCUCAUUGAUAAUAAAAAGCAUACCUCUCAAGCAGAAACUCCAGUGGGAUUCCAGCACUCAGAGUUUACAAGGUUUUAUGGACUUUGGUCUGGGGAAGCUUGAUGCUGAUGAAACACCACUUGCCACAGAAACUGUCGUGUUAAUGGGAGUGGGUAUAUUUGGGCACUGGAGAAUGCCCCUGGGUUACUUUUUUGUGAACAGAGCAUCUGGAUAUUUGCAAGCUCAGCUACUUCGUCUGACUAUUGGCAGGCUGAGUGACAUUGGGGUCACAGUCCUGGCGGUUACAUCCGAUGCUACAGCUCACAGUGUCCAAAUGGCAAAAGCCUUGGGAAUACAUAUGGACGGAGACAACAUCAAGUGCACAUUCCAGCAUCCUUCAUCUUCUAGCCAACGGAUUGCAUACUUCUUUGAUUCUUGCCACUUACUGAAGUUAGUAAGAAAUGCAUUUCAGGGUUUUCAAAGCAUUCACUUCAUUAACGGUACAGCACAUUGGCAGCACCUUGUGGAGUUGGUAGCACUUGGUGGACAGGAAUUAUCAAUCAUGGAAGGAAUCCCAAGUAAACUUGCAAAUUUGAAAAAUCAUGUACUGAAAAUGAAUUGUGCUGCCCAGCUCUUCAGUGAGAGUGUAGCCAGCACAUUAGAAUAUUUGCUGUCAUUAGGUCUGCCUCCUUUUCAAAACUGUAUUGGUACCAUUCAUUUUUUACGCUUAAUUAGCAAUCUGUUUGACGUUUUUAAUAGUAGGAACUGUCAUGGAAAGGGAUUUAAAAAACCUUUAUUACCUGAAACUUUUAGUGAAAUAAAUCAUGUAUUAAUUGAAGCCAAGACUAUUUUUCUUACACUGUCUGACACUAGCAAUAAUCAGAUCAUUAGAGGUAAACGAAAACUAGGAUUCCUGGGAUUUUUGCUUAAUGGUGAAAGCCUAAAUUGGCUCUACCAAAAUUAUGUUUUUCCUAAGGUUGUGCCUUUUCCAUAUCUUCUGACUUACAAGUUCAGUCAGGAUCAUAUAGAGUUAUUUCUAAAGAUGCUUAGGCAGAGGUUAGUAACCAAUUCAAGCCUUACCUGCAUGACAUUCCAAAAAGCUUACCAUAACUUGGAGACCAGAUUUCAAGAUGAAGUUUUCCUAAGUGAAAUAAGCAUCCUCGACAUUUCAGUUGCUCAAAGGAAAGACUUGGCUCUUCAGGCAGUUCAAUGUCAAUAUGGUGGCAGCAUCAUAAAAUCUCUAUUUCACAAAGAGGAUAUUUGUCACGACUGGUCUGAUUGUUCCCUCAGUGAGGCGUUACUAGACCUGUCAGAGCGUAGGCAAAGGCUUGUCUACUGCACUGGAUAUAUUGCAAACAGGUUGUCUGUUCUUUUGCUAUGUGAAGACUGCAUCAGUGCACUGUAUGCAUUGGAUCCUAAAACCCCUAAAAUUGGGUCACUGUUAUGUGUUAAAAAGAAAAAUGGCUUUCAUUUUCCUUCAGAGAGUCUCUGUAGGGUCAUUAAUAUUUGUGAGCAAGUUGUAAGAACCCACUCAAGAAUGGCAAAUUUUGAACUAGUUCCUAAAAAGAGGGAAUUGUAUCUUCAACAGAAAAUACUACAUGAACUUUCUGGGCAUUCAAACCUAUUUGUAGACUUAGACAAGCAUCUCUUUGAUGGAGAAGUAUGUGCCAUCAGCCACUUUGUAAAGUUGUUAAAGGAGAUAAUAACCUGUUUCUUAAAUAUGAGAGCUAAUGAUACAGCUCAGUACCCCUUAGGGCACCAUUCAGAAAGACUUAAACAGAACACUUCACCAAAGAAACACUGGUCUUUUUUACAGGAUUAUGGAUGUUCAAGUUUUACCAAUACCAGUAAUAAAUUCAGCCAUCUGUUUCCUUAACAAUGGGUAUCUAUUCAAAUGAGAAACUUAAAAUAUAUUAACAUUUUUAUUAAAGUUCACUUUACCGUAUUUUACAAAUUAAUCAUUCUGCACAGUGGACAAGUUUACAAUUUUGGCUUAAUGCGUAUUAUAAAAUGUGCUCAUACGGACUGCAGGGUUUAUAAACUUUCCUUACUUUAGGAAGUAGUUAAGUGUAGCAUCAUACCACCACCAAAAUGCUACAUUUGAAGUAUAAGACUGAUUCAUGUGACUGAACAACUUGGAAACAUACAAACAUCGACUCUUUUUAGACUACAUUUCUUAGAACAGCUUUAGUUUACAGUUCUUAAGAAUGCCGAGCAUACAGCUUAGCAGCAAAGGCCUAUAAUCCCAGUACUUGGAAACUGAGGAUUUCUCCUUUCUCUCACACCUUGUACUUGGAAGGAUAAAUGAAAAGCACAUGGGUACAUACACCUUCACAAAAGUUGGGUGCCAAGGAAUAAAAGAAGAAACAAGCAUAUUACCUCACAUUUUCAUCAUUGGAUGAAUGUUCAGAAAGUACCAUUAACCCUCAUGAAAACUUAAGCCAGGGGUGCUGGUCGGUGGCAGAGCACUUGCCAAGCAUGGGUGCCAUCCCUGGAAUUAUAAAAACAGCAAAAUACUUAAAAUUGCAAAAGAGAUUGGUGAAAUGAAAAACUAUAUUAAUUGAAAUUCCUCUUCUAUUUUGAUACAGCUGUUUAUUCUACCUCAAAGACACAUUUUGAAGUGUAAUCAAUGUUGUACUACAUUUUACACAAGACCUGCUGCUGAGAAGUCUGAAUAUUGUGCAAUUUUGUUGGUAAAUCACUGCCUUUAACUUAUUGUUUAUGUAAGUCCACAUUUGUACCUGAUCUUUAUUUAUUUAAAGCAAGCUCUAUAUCUGUUGUAUCUAUUGCUCUUUGCUAUUACACCUGGGUGGUGGACUAACAUAUUCUAUAUUUGAAGAAUUUAAUGUUUCUGUACUUUUUCUUUAAGUGCUGGAUCAAUUGGGCAGCUGAACACUGAAGGUGAGAUUCACGAUCACUACCUUUAGCUCAGUUCAUUGUUCUUGCACUUAGGAAAACAUUCAUAGUCUUAUAUCAGAUUUAGUUAGUAUGAGAGGCUUUAAAGUGAAAUUAUUCAUUCACACUUAUACUUGGUUAGAAUAGUUGGUUAUAAUUUUUAUCCUUUUAUGUCUUCAGAAACAUUCUCUUUAAAAUUGUGUACAUACUACUUUCAACAAAUAGUGCUGGAACAACUGGAUAUCAACAUGCAAAACAAAAAUUAAGAGACCUAGAUGUAAGAGGUACUGCUAUAAAACUUAGAAGACCAUAGAGUGGAAAUCUUUGAGACAUGGAUUAAGUGUUGGUUUCUUAGUUAAGACAUCAAGACAUUUUCUUCACAAGCAAGUGAAGAAAAUAAAUUAGACUUUAUCAAAACAAAAGUCUGUGAUUUAAAACAGUACCAUCGGAGAAGACAGUCCAUUGAGUGAAAAGAAAAAUUUGCAUAUUAUUUAUCUUAUAAGGUAUUUGAUUCUAAAAUAUACAAAGUAUUUAACUCUGUAAAAAUGAUAAAUGACCAAGUUUCGAAGUGGGUGAAGCAUAUGAAGACAUUAUUAAAGGAAAUAGUCACAUGGCCUUGAAACAUGAAUAUAUGGUUCUUAUAAGCCAUCUGGGCAAUGAAAAUAAAGUCAACAAUAAGAUGUCUCUUCAUACCAGCUAAGAUGACUGUGACAGAGAGGACAUAAAUACUGGCAAGAACGUGGAGAAAUAUGCUUCAUUCACUGUUGAUGACAAUGGAAAGUGGUACAGAUAGUGUGCAUUCUUUCGAAAAAGGCCUCGCACCUCCCCAAAAGUUGCCUACAACGCAGCAGUGCUCCUAGGCAUAAAACCAAAAGAAAUGAAAAACUAUUCCUAUAAAAACUGGCAUACAGAUUUCAUCACAGCAUUAUGGUACCUAAAAAACAGAAAAACUUAGAUGUCUGUUGAUAAAAAUAAAAAUGCUAAAUCCCUACUAA
Molecule: messenger RNA, 5469 nt
Organism: Cavia porcellus (domestic guinea pig)
Lineage: Eukaryota; Metazoa; Chordata; Mammalia; Rodentia; Caviidae
Gene: Thap9
Product: THAP domain containing 9
Exons: 5
Coding region: 1203-3455 (750 amino acids)
Source: RefSeq, a predicted model, not a curated record